ACUUUGUCUUUGAAAGCGUGCAGAGAGUUUCCUUUCUCUCCCCCAGAAGCAUUCCAUUAGACUUAGAAAUUCCCCAAAACAGUCUUCACGAGGAGCCUUUGGUGCUUCAGUUGCCCUCAGAGUGAAAUUGUGUGAGGAAAAGUGAAAAAGAAGAUCAACAAAAAAUAAAUAAUACUUACUCUGUGGUAUGUGAGCAUCAGUCAACAACGAAAAUUCUUCAGGAGACAACGACAACGAGACGAGAAUAUAAUGAGAAUGCGUGAAAGAGAAAUAUUUCUCAAGUGUGGCUGAGGGAAGAGAGAUGUGGGCAGAGAGGAAGAAGAAAAAAUCAGUGAAGAAGCCGGGUGAAAAGAGAAGUGUAUUAAAUGAGAUUAUUGAAAGAAAAACACCUACGUGUAGAAUUCAGGCGAGCAAGAGUGUGUUUUGUGGCUCUUAAUUUAUUCUAUAAAUCGAAAGAACUGAACGAGCAGCGCAAGCGGAGCAUGAAAGAGUGACAAAUACGAAAAAGUGUAGGCACAAUUUCUCAAGUACUUUCUGGUGGUUAACAGUGAUAACAGGUGCAAAAUGAAAGUGACAGUGUCUUUUGGCACUUGCCGUGUGGUGGUGCCCUGUGGCAAUGGGGAUCUCCUUGUGAAGGAUUUAAUCGACGAGGCCAUCCGAAGGUACAAGAAGGCUUCCGGAAAGGAUCCACACUCAUGGGUCGUGGUGCAUCAUUUACAAUCUCAGUCGGGGAUUCUCGAUCCGGAUGACUGUGUGAGCGAUGUAGCGGAUGAUCGGGAGCAAAUUUUGGCUAGCUUCGAUGACUGCCCAGAGCCAAAUGUGCCUCAAGGUGGCGGCGAUGGAGCCAGUGGGAGUUCCGUGGGCACUGGGAGUCCCGAUAUCUUCCGUGGAGUCAAUGGUGGGAACUUGAAGAGGGUGUAUCCAGAAGAGCCCGGUGCCCCCGUCAAUGAACUGGGAAAGUAUGGCGAUAACACAUCUAACAGCAGUCGAACGCACAUCGAAGUAACAGACAGCGUCAGUCCACUUGGUCUGGGUCUUCAAGUUCGCCGAAGCAGCGAUCCAUCCAUUCCUCAGACACUUGCCCAGAGCGAGUGCAAUCAGCGGAGCCCGCUCUGUCAGUGCCCCACACACGAUAAGCAACAACAGGAGUCGAUGAAGAGGUGGUCAGCAGCACCUGUCUGUCGGCGCGAUACAGACUCUCCGGCAGAGAGGAUUCUCGCAAAUGUGGCGAACAAUUCAACUAAUUAUUUAGCUCCACCUGCGACUCAAUGGCCACCAAAUGCGCCAAAUGAAUCAGUGGAAUCGCAGGGCACGAGUCCCGGGACGGCAUUCUCACGGUCUGGGAGAUUAUCAAUGCAAUUCCUAGGUGAAACAGCGCCUGGCUAUCGAUGGAUGGAAGCCGCUGAGAAGGUGGCAGCAAAUAUGAGUCAAUCCAAUGGAACGUCAUUUAGUUCGAAAUCCUUGCCGAGAGAUCUGAAGCGAAAAGAACCUCUUGGUCAAGCUUAUGAGUCCAUGAGAGGCAAGAGAGACACAGAAAUGCUGCUGGUUAUCAAUGAACAAGGUGGAGGACCACUGGGCUUGACCGCAAUUCCUGAUCUUUUGAAUGGGGGUCUCUUGGUGCAGUCCGUGGAGCCCGGCAGCCGUGCUGAGCGUGGUAGACUUCAGAAGGGGGACAGAAUCCUUGAGAUCAAUGGCACAAAGUUGGCCGGUAUGUCUGAGGCGGGUCUUCAGAGUUAUCUGAAAAAGAGUCUCACGUCGUCGGAGCUGAGAUUCAGGGUUUUUACAGCAAAUAGAAGUAUUGCGAAGAGGCAUGAAAUGAAGGAUGUGUGCGAUGGGGAAACUAGGAUCCCUGCGAAAGUCGCUACUGUGUCUCCGAAUAGGAAAGUUGCUGGAGCCCCGGCGACAAACAGUCUUCAGGCGGCGAAUACGAGAAAAUUGGGACGUCGGAUAGAGAUUACAUUGAAGAAGGGUGGCCAUGGAUUGGGAUUCAGUGUGACGACACGAGAUAAUCCCACAGGAGGACACUGUCCUAUCUAUAUAAAGAACAUUCUGCCAAGAGGUGCUGCUAUUGAGAGUGGAAAGCUAAAGCCAGGAGAUCGACUGCUUGAAGUUGAGGGAAUUGCCAUGACAGGAAAGACUCAAUCGGAAGUUGUUAGUAUACUGCGUGCCACACAAUUGGGAGCAACAGUGAAGAUUGUUGUGUCACGUCAGAAUGAUCUGGAUGAAAUUGAUGAGCGUGAGGUGAGAUAUGAGGUGGACAAAGAGAACAAUGAUGGAACUCCUCCGAAGCCUCCACCUCCAGUUUUGCCGCAGAAGCCUCAGAAGUCUCCGUCUGUGAAGAGUCUGGGCCAGUCGGAAGGGAAGAACUCCGUUGGAGGACACAGUACAAAUUCAUCGUCAGCCGAGAGCUCAACUGGGACACUCUCGUGGAGGAAUAGGGAGAUUCUCACGCUUCACAUUCCUGUUCAUGAUAGCGAGAAAGCAGGCUUGGGUGUGAGUGUGAAGGGGAAAACAGGAUCAAGUGGAAAUAGUACGUUGAAUCGUCAGACGGAUGGUGAUUUGGGAAUCUUCGUGAAGAGUGUUCUCCAUGGGGGUGCUGCUUCCCGGGAUGGACGUUUGAAAAUGAACGAUCAACUGCUCAGUGUGAAUGGAGUGUCUCUUCUGGGACAGAGCAAUGCUGAUGCAAUGGAAACCCUGAGGCGUGCGAUGUUGCAUACGGGAGGGAAGUUUCCUGGGGUCAUUACACUGUCAGUGGCGAGAAAGAUCUCACGACCCAGCAGCAUGGGGGAUCUGCUGGAGGCGACAGGAGCUGCGGAGAAGGCUAACGCAACUGUUAUUUACUUGAACUGUGAGCCACAGAACAGUCAGAAGGAGGACAAUGCCAUGGAGAUGUGGAACAAUCCCGUGGUGGAGAGACUCACUGGGGGUGUGGAGAUGAAGCAACAACAGCAACCCAUGGCCUCAUCCUCACCCUAUGCUGUGGCAGGACUGCGAAAUGAGAGCUACUACAUGGCCACCAAAGACACGACAUGGAGCCCUCUAGCCGUCAAUAAUAACCACAUUAACUACAGGAACAACUCUAUUCUGAUCGAAGAGGAUUCAGAGCCCACAUCACCAACAAUCCCGAAUCGUCCUCAGUAUCAGUCGAUGGCCUCUGCAGACUCCAAUGCGACUCUCACGUCAGGUGAUGUCACCUAUUCGAGUCAGCUGUCCCUUGAGCCACCCUCUGGCGAGGCUUUCAGUCGGGAUGCCAUUGGACGCAGGUCGAUUUCUGAGAAGCACCAUGCAGCUCUGGAUGCUAGGGAGACAGGAACAUAUCAGAGGAACAAGAAACUGCGUGAGGAUCGCGAGAGGGAGAGAAAAGCCGCAAUUGCUGCCAGUGGGUCAGUGGAGUCUCUGGGGAAGAUGGGUAGAGAUGCAAUGGCGAAGAGGAAGAAGGGCAGCAACUCCAAUGUGCAUGCGGCUGAGGCGUUGGAUCGUGUGACGGAUCUUGGACCAUCUCUGGGAUUGAAGAAGUCAUCAAGUCUUGAAUCUCUUCAGACGAUGGUCCAUGAAAUUCAGAUGGCUGAUGAGCCACGCGGCCCCAUGGCUCUGCGGACGCCACGUGGGAGGGGCCGAGAGGAAAUACUCAGGGCGGCCGUGGAAAGUCCUCCAGAUGAAGAUGCAACAUCGGCUGAAUCUCGCAAGAAGUGGCUUUUAGACUACGAUGGUCCGGAUAUGCAGGCAAUGGUGAAUCGAAAUAGUCCUCUGCAAUCUUCGAUGAAUAGUGGGAAGCAGAAGAGGAGUGGCAGUGGGAAGAAAUCGAGUCUCCUGAAGGGAAUCGGUCACAUGUUCCGCUUCGGCAAGCACAGGAAGGAUGGAAUUGCGCCAGCGGAGACAAUGAGUGCCCUCAAUGAGCCACAAAGGCAGAUUGGACACAAGCGAGAGGCGCCGGCGAAGCCCUACAACGGAGGAAGACCAAUGGGAGGCCCGCCGGGAUAUCAGCCUCCUCCGGCGCCCGGAUCUGAGGCCCCCACGGUCAGCAAUGAUCACUUCUUCCAGCGCUACCGACCCGGCUUCAAGUACGAUGAUCAGCAGGAACAAAUGAGUUCUCCCUCUUCUGACCAACUAUCUGAAUCUACACUCACACAGAUGAGACAGCAAGUAAUGCACCAAAGAGUUAAAGUUGAAGAGGAAAGUCGAAAUCACCAGCAGUAUCAAUCACAGCGAUCGGUUCGCACAGUGAAUGCGUAUCCGGUAAGGCAGAAUUCGCGCCCCAUCUCGAGCUACUACGAGUACGAGACGCUCCAGUUCCCCACGGACAGUCGAUCGGAGUGUGGCUGGAAGGGCGGAGCGGCGAUUCCAGUGGCGGGAAGAGGCAGGCAGUGGAAUGGUGUGGGCGGAAGCACUCGCAGUCGUGGUCCUUUCGUCACGCAAGUCACCAUUCGGCCGCCUCAUCAGCCCAAAUCACAAAAUUCCCAGCCAUCGUCGAAGGUGUGAAUGAAGAGGAGAAUUUGCCGGUUCGAUUUAGCCAAGGAUCUCGUGAGUUUUUUUUGUGUAGGUGAAGUAGUAAAGUUUUUUUAGAAAAUAGUAAGUGAAAAAAAGUAUGUAUAAUUGAGAAAUGUAAAAAUUAAUUCCAUCAUUGCAUUCCGUCUAAAUUCUUUCUUAUUGGAAAGAUCUGAUUUUUAGAUCCGAAAACAGUAUUUUUCAGUGUUUUGCUGAGAAAAUAGCUGCUGAGAAUAUCAGUUACAAUUGCGGGUACAUGUUUUGAAAUGAAAAUGUGUGCUCACAAUUCUAGCAUAUCGAAUCAACAGUGCUUGAUGAUGCAAAUAUUAAAGUUAUGUAUGCGAAAAGAUUUUACUAGCUGUUAAUAUAGGUAUUUCUAAAAAUAUAUAGUGCUAUAUCCUAUUGUAGGAAUUUGCAUAGCUAUACUUGCAUAUCCAAUUGUUGAUCAAAACAGGAAAUCAAGCAUUUUUCUCAAUAACUAUGUUUAAAAGAAAUUUAUUGUCAGAUGAAUAGCUAAAUAGAUCGAUAUAUUAGUACUUAAAGUAUUUCCAAAUGAGAUUAACAAGAGUUGUAACUAAUUUUGUACUUAAUAAUUGUUCAUUUAUCCCCUGACAAAUAGAUACAUAUAUUUAUAACAUUUGAAUUGCGCUAAAGUGCCUCUGAAGAAAUAUGAAAAAAUGAAUAGAAUUAUAUGAUAUUGUAAAAUCUCACAUUGUAAUUUAUCAUUACUUGUCCAUUGAUGAACACCUUUGCCUUAAGAGUUUUUCUUGUACUGUGAUCGAAAAGAGCUGAGCCGAUGUUUUAUAUCGGGUCUAAUUUACCAGUUUAUGAAUUAACUUCCAAUCAGUAUAUUGAGAACACUAGAGAAAGAGAGGAAUUGUGAAAAGACAUUUAUUUGUAGAACAGAACAGAAUGUAUUUUCAGAAAUAAUUAUAUUUCUAUAUCUAAAGAAA
Molecule: messenger RNA, 5438 nt
Organism: Phlebotomus argentipes
Lineage: Eukaryota; Metazoa; Arthropoda; Insecta; Diptera; Psychodidae
Gene: baz
Product: partitioning defective 3 homolog B
Exons: 8
Coding region: 565-4479 (1304 amino acids)
Biological process (GO): establishment of centrosome localization; intracellular protein localization; microtubule cytoskeleton organization
Cellular component (GO): cell cortex; apical plasma membrane; adherens junction
Molecular function (GO): protein binding; phosphatidylinositol binding
Source: RefSeq, a predicted model, not a curated record